UCAAAAUUAUUUAUUAUUGAAUUUCGAAAAAUUAAAAGGAUUCUUGAGCAGGACAGAGAGUGAUCAGAAAACCGAGCACAUAGAAAAUCUUACAUCUCCCCCUCUUUUACUUCUUGUCCCUUUCAUUAAACCCCUCUAUUAUUCAUAUACACACACACAUAUAAAUAUAAAUAUAUAAAUAUAUAUAUAUAUAUAUAUAUGUCUGCUCUAUCUCACAUAUACGUUGUGAGUUCCACAAAAAUAUUUUUCUCUCAUCUCCCUUUGUCUAUUUCUCUUUCAUGGAAGCACUAGGCGCCAUUGUUGAAAAAUUAUUUGUGGUGCUUUUUCUUCUUGACCAUGUAAAUGGGUUUGAGUUAUUGAAUAAAUUUGGAGGAAAAUCUGGAAGUAGUAGUAAUACUAAUGGAUGUGAUAUUUACAAGGGACACUGGGUUUAUGAUGCAUCAUAUCCUCUUUAUGAUACAUCAGAAUGUCCUUUCAUUGAGAAGGAGUUUGAUUGCCAGAAGAAUGGUCGUCCAGAUAAACUUUAUCUGAAGCUUAGAUGGCAGCCCACCGGGUGUAAUUUACCAAGAUUUGACGGUCAAGAUUUCUUAAGGAGAUAUAAAGGAAAAAGAAUAAUGUUUGUGGGGGACUCCUUGAGUUUGAACCAAUGGCAAUCUCUUACUUGCAUGCUUCACAAAACCAACCCACAGGCAAAAUAUUCGUUGGUUAGGACUGGAGGCCUCUCUACCUUCACAUUUCCGGUAUACAAUGUGAAGGUUAUGUUCUCCCGCAAUGCGUUUCUGGUUGAUACCAUAAGCACAAGUGCUGGGCGGAUCCUUAAACUGGACUCUAUUGAAAGUGGGAAACUUUGGAAAGGAAUCGACUUAUUGAUCUUCAACACAUGGCACUGGUGGCUCCACACAGGAAGAAAACAACCAUGGGAUUUAAUUCAGGAUGGCAAUAAUACACACAAGGACAUGGAUCGCUUGGCUGCAUAUGAGAAAGCUUUGAAUACAUGGGCAAAAUGGGUUGAGACCAAUGUGGAUCCUUCAAUCACCAAGGUCUUCUUCCAAGGCAUUUCACCGGACCAUAACAACGCAAGUGAUUGGGGAGACGCAAGUGCAAAGGGCUGUGAGGGACAAGUGAGACCAGUUCCUGGGCCCAAUUAUCCAGCAGGCCCACACCCAGCACAGCUAGCACAGCUAGUAGUAAAGAAAGUGUUGCAUUCCAUUUCAAAACCAGUUUCAUUGCUAGAUGUUACAACCCUAUCACAGCUCAGAAAAGAUGGGCACCCGUCCUUUUACGGCUAUGGUGGCCACCGCGACAUGGACUGCAGCCACUGGUGUCUCGCUGGUGUUCCUGAUACUUGGAAUGUACUCCUAUAUGCAGAUCUCAUUCGAAGCUAAAAUCCAUUGAUAUGAUCAUAUGCAUUCUUAGGCUUUCUAACAAAUAAUAUCCACCAAAGAAUAGAAGUAUUAUAUUGCAAUUCAUAUCGUCUUCUUUAGUGAAUAAAAAUUUCCCUUAAAUUCUUUUCAUAUAUAGAAAUAUGGUUACCGUUCUGUUCAUGUAACAAUUUUUAUUUGGGAUUUGCAUAUUGGUCUCUCAUCUUUAGUGUA
This is a messenger RNA of Ziziphus jujuba (common jujube), 1595 nucleotides long. Its product is annotated as protein trichome birefringence-like 43. The transcript is spliced from 5 exons. Gene Ontology annotation, molecular function: O-acetyltransferase activity. Gene Ontology annotation, cellular component: Golgi apparatus. NCBI's taxonomy places the organism in Eukaryota, Viridiplantae, Streptophyta, Magnoliopsida, Rosales, Rhamnaceae. The coding region runs from base 279 to 1385 and encodes 368 amino acids. The record is from RefSeq and is a predicted model, not a curated record.